Etheostoma spectabile (orangethroat darter) is the source of this 594-nucleotide messenger RNA. Its product is annotated as mannose-specific lectin. The coding region runs from base 99 to 440 and encodes 113 amino acids. The record is from RefSeq and is a predicted model, not a curated record. NCBI's taxonomy places the organism in Eukaryota, Metazoa, Chordata, Actinopteri, Perciformes, Percidae. The transcript is spliced from 3 exons.
CUCCCUCCAAUACCCAGACCAGAGAUAUAAAGAAGAUGUGAAUUUCACUUCCUUCACUUCUGCUCACAGACUGACUGGUGUGACAUUCAAGACUCAUCAUGAAAAAGAAUUUCUUGUCCAAAAAUGAGCAGCUCUUCAAGGAUGAGUUGCUGGUUUCCAACAACGGGAAGUGGCAGGCUGUCUUCCAGGGUGAUGGUAACUUUGUCGUCUAUGGCAAUGGCAGCAAGCCUGUGUGGGCUUCAAGCACUAAUGGAUUAGACCGCUACCGUGUGAUCAUGCAGGCUGACGGCAACCUGGUCAUGUACAACACUAAUAACCAAGCCGUGUGGAGCACUGAGACAGGCAUCAAGGAGGAGUGUGAGACGUGCCGUCUUGUACUCACUGAUGACGGCAAACUGGAGUUGAUCCAAACUGUAACUAAACAAGUUUGGAGCUCAUGAUGCAAUUAGGCCCAACGCCUUAACUUAACAUCCUAAAGUUUUAAAAAUGAAAGGCUUUUGGAAGUGAACGUCACCUUUGUUUGUCAGUGUGAAUUACAACCAACAUGCCUGGCAUGUAAUCGGAAACCAAAUAAAAGCACAUUUUCACACUGUA